Fragaria vesca subsp. vesca is the source of this 1208-nucleotide messenger RNA. RefSeq names its product protein ULTRAPETALA 1-like. The coding region runs from base 399 to 1088 and encodes 229 amino acids. The record is from RefSeq and is a predicted model, not a curated record. Gene Ontology annotation, cellular component: cytosol; nucleus. Lineage: Eukaryota; Viridiplantae; Streptophyta; Magnoliopsida; Rosales; Rosaceae. The transcript is spliced from 3 exons.
UUCUCUCUAAUGUCAUAUCAUGCAUUUGCAACUAGCCAAACCCCUCGCCAGCUCAUUCACUUCGUAUUUCAUUCAAAGCCCCAUUACCAACCUCACACUCUUUCUCUCUUUCUCUCUUUCUCUCUCUCUUAUUUACAAAGAGCUCAUAUUUUUUUUAUCACCUUCCCCUAUAUCUCUCUCAGCCAGAUCUCUCGGAGGAAGGCUUUGGAGAUGCGUGCCUACUAGUACCAAUUUACUAGUCCUCUCUGCUUUUGUGGUUUUCAGUGGAGAAAACAUUACCCACCAGCCCCUCCUCAUCUGUUUUUGAUUUUGGUUUCUUGUUUGUUUGGGUUGAUUUGUGGUCGGAAACUGAUUUGGGUUUUGUGGGUUUGGAUCAAGUUGUGAUCUUGAGAGAGGCAAUGGGGGAGGUGGUGAUGUUUAGCGAGGAGGAGCUGAGGGAGAUGAGCGGAGUGAAGAGAGGGGUGGACCAUAUUGAGGUCACGUGCGGCUGUACCAGUCACAGAUAUGGAGAUGCUGUUGGGAGGCUUAGGGUUUUCAUGAAUGGUGAACUUGAAAUCACAUGUGAAUGCACCCCUGGCUGUCAGGAAGGCACAUUGAGUCCCUCACUAUUUGAGAAGCAUUCUGGAAGAGAGACAGCUAGGAAAUGGAAAAAUAAUGUUUGGGUCAUUGUUAAUGGGAAGAAGGUUCCAUUGUGUAAGACAGUGCUACUCAAGUACCACAACGAGGCAUCAAAGAAUGCUAAUGCGGCCCAAAGAUCCCAGAAUGGACGAGCUUCUCACCGUGAUGAGUUUGUUUGUUGUACUAGAUGCAACAAGGAGCGCAGGUUUCGUCUCCGAACAAAAGAGGAAUGCCAGGUUCACCAUGAUGCUGUGGCUGAUGUGAAUUGGAAAUGUGCUGAUCUGCCAUAUGACAAAAUAACUUGUGAUGAUGAGGAAGAAAGAGCAAGUCGUAGGGUUUAUAGAGGCUGCAGCCGUAAACCAACAUGCCAAGGCUGCACUUCUUGUGUAUGUUUUGGCUGUGAAAUUUGUCGUUUCUCAGAUUGCAGCUGCCAAACUUGCACCGACUUCACCAGAAAUGCUAAACCUUGAGUCAUAAUCUGGGUCGUCAUUUUCUCAUUUCAUCCAUAGGGAUUAUGUGUACCCUUGUCGCUUGGUUCUAAGCACCCCCUCCCCUAUCGAUUGCUCAUCCAAAAAAAAGAGGAAGAAAAA